AUGAAGUUCACCACAUGCGCCCAGGUGCUGUCCGCGGCGGCCAUCGCAUCAGCCGCCGCGGUGUCCAUACCCGGGAAGCGAGAGGUCCGUUACGGUUAUUCCCACUCACACAAGAUCAAGGGGAUAUCGUGGGCCGAAGCGGUGAAAAUCAUGGGAGGGGACCCAGGGGGUGAGUCGGGCGGCAGUGACUUUUACGAAAAAGCCUCCAACAAAACCGCCUCACCGGGCAACACCACCGCGAUCCAACCCAUCGCGACCCAAUCCGUCACGACCCAAUCCGCCGCGACCCAAACGACGCCCUCUGACUCCUGCACUGACAAUGUCCGGAUCGAGUGGAACAAUAUGUCGGACGGCCACAAACUCUCGUAUGUCCAAGCAGUCAAAUGUUUAAUGGACGCGCCUGCUACUUGGGGUAUGGGAUGA
This is a messenger RNA of Chaetomium globosum CBS 148.51, 423 nucleotides long. RefSeq lists its product as uncharacterized. The transcript has a single exon. The coding region runs from base 1 to 423 and encodes 140 amino acids. The record is from RefSeq and is a predicted model, not a curated record. NCBI's taxonomy places the organism in Eukaryota, Fungi, Ascomycota, Sordariomycetes, Sordariales, Chaetomiaceae.